This is a messenger RNA of Salmo salar (Atlantic salmon), 2058 nucleotides long. NCBI's taxonomy places the organism in Eukaryota, Metazoa, Chordata, Actinopteri, Salmoniformes, Salmonidae. The record is from RefSeq and is a predicted model, not a curated record.
GGAAGUCUCUAGGUUCUGCUCGCCUGAGUUAGAAUACCUCAUGAUGAACUUCAGACCAUACUAUUUACCAAGAGAGUUAUCUAUAUAUUUCGUUGCUGUCUAUUUACCACCACAAACCAAUGCUGUCACUAAGACUGCACUCAUGUAUGUACCAAAUGUAUAGGGCCAUAAGGAAACAAGACAAUGCACAUCCAGAGGCGGCGCUCCUAGUAGCUAGUGAUUCCAAUGCAGGGAAAUUGAAAUUCGUCUUACCUAAUUUUUACCAGCAUGUCACCUGUGCAACUACAGGUGAAAUGCAUACAAAGCUCUUCUCGCCCUCCAUUAGGCAAAUCUGACCAUAACUCUAUCCUCCUGAUUCCUGCUUACAAGCACAAACUCAAACAGGAAGUACCAGUGACGCGCUCAAUACGGAAGUGGUCCGAUGAAGCGGAUGCUAAGCUACAGGAGUGUUUCGCUAGCACAGACUGGAAUAUGUUCCGGGAUUCAUUCGAUAACAUUGAGGCGUUUACCACAUCAGUCACCGGCUUCAAUAAUAAGCGCUUCGGCGACGUUGUCCCCACAGUGAUCGUACGUAUAUAUCCCUAAACUAUCACGGAUUACAAAAGGGAAACCCAACCACGAGCUGCCGAUUGACGCGAGCCUACCAGACGAGCUAAAUUCCUUCUAAGGUCGCAACACUGAACCAUGCAUGAGAACAGAUGGAUUACCAGGACGUAUACUCAGAGCAUGCGCUGACCAGCUGGCAAGUGUGUUCACUGACAUUUUCAACCUCUCCCUGACCCAGUCUGUAAUAGCUACAUAUUUCAAGCAGACCACCACAGUCCCUGUGCCCAAGAACACCAAGGUAACCUGUCUAAAUGACUAUCACCCCGUAGCACUCACAUCUGUAGCCAUUAAAUGCUUUGAAAGGCUGGUCAGGGCUCACAUUAACGGCAUCAUCCCAAACACCCUGGAACCAGUCCAAUUUGCAUACCGCCCCAACAGAUCCACAUAUGACACAAUCUAUAUUGCAAUUUACACUGCCGUCUCCCACCUGGACAAGAGGAACACCUACGUGGGAAUGCUGUUCAUUGACUACAGCUCAGCUUUGAACACCAUAGAACCCUCAAAGCUCAUCACUAAGCUCAGGACCCUAGGACUGAACACCGCCCUCUACAAUUGGAUCCUGGACUUCCUGACGAGCCGUCCCCUGGUGGUGAGGGGGCCCCUCCGGCUCCCUAUGCAGACUCAUACUCCGUAUUUGGAGGACUGGACACCAACCUGGGGGCCCAGUCCCACAAGAACCUCAUGCAGCUCCUACACCAUUCAGUCCUGAAAAUGGAUGGGGGCGCGCCCUGACUGCUACAUGGAUAAACCUAGGGAGUUCCACCAAUCACUGUUAGACUUUCUCAGCAAACUGGAGUGAGUGGAGAAGAAAGAUUGUGGGAAAGAAGAGCGACACAGGGUUGUGUUUGCGUGGAAGCGGAGGAGUGUUAUUCAAUUCAGAUAAGGGAAAGUAUUCCUCUGGGACAAUAGGGCAAAGGCUGCUUUGAUAUGAUAAAUUACCCCCCCUAGUCACCCCGGUGGAAUUGCUUCCAUUACGAUGCUUUUGUUAACAUCCCGUUCAAUAGAAAGCAACUCUAAAAUAAGUUUGCUCUUUAAAGGCAAGGAGAACCCUUGAAUAGGUUUGAGUUGAGCAUCUAGUACAGUAUAUGCACAUUCAAAGUAUUUAUUGUUCUACAGGCACCAUUAUUGGUUCCAUGAUUUUUUUUAAAUCAGUUGACAUGAUGAUAAAGAGGUUAAAAGAGAGCUAGGGAGAUAGUACCAGGGUCGUAUUCAUAAGUGCACACCAUAGCAAAAUGUUUUGCAUCAGAAAACUAAAACAAGUGUGGGCCCUGUGUGAUCAUUCCAAUUAAGGUGCUGUAUCUGCUAAAUCUGUGGAAAGCUGUUUCAACCAGAAAAGUAAACUCGUUCCAUUUUUUUGUUAUGACAAUGACUACUACUUAUUUUAUAAUGAACUUGUACAUAAUAGGUGAUUUUGUUUUUCAUUGGACAACAAAUAAAAGCCUCAAAAGUUAA